CUGUGCGCUCCCGUCCGCUCCCCUGCCCGGCCCGCAGGUGGCGCAAGCCCGGCAGGAGCCCGGGUGCCGUCUCGGGCCCGGCCUGCCCCCGACCCACAGGCCGGGCCUCCGCCUCGCCGGGCUCCGCCCGCAGGCCGCCGCUCCCCCAGGCCCGGCCCGGCGCACCCGCCCGGGACCCCCGCCCCGCGCUGGCACGCUCAGGUGGCCCCGCAAGGCCUGGGCCACCUCCCGGGCCGCUGUGGAGUGCCGUCCGCCCCGGAGAGCGGGGAGGGGGAGCGCCCGCCCAGGGCCCCUGAGCUCGGCCUACCCGCCCGGGCCCGGCGCGCCCCGCGCAGACCCCUCCGCUGGCGUCCUCGCUUGCUCUCUGUGCCCGGCCGCCCCCGAGUCUGGCCCUGGCCUGCCCCCCGUUUCCUGCACGCAGUCCCGAGCGCCCCCUCCUCCGCUCCCUCCUCGGAGCCGGCGGACCACUCUGCGCUGCCCCCGUGUGACUUUCGUGGGCGCUCGCACCUGACCAUUUACCAGCCCUCAGCUGUCGGCGCCCGACCGGCGAUUCUGCACCGCGACCCCCGAGCCCCUCUGCCCUACCAGUCUCCGCUGUCUGUCCUCCCACCAUCCCAAGUCACCAUCUCACCAAUGAGGAGACCGGGUCCGGCCACCCAGCCCAGUCCAGUCGUGCAGGAAAAUGGAGACAACCUCAUCCCCUUUGCCAAGUGUUCCAGAGUGGUCCGCCGCUCGGCACCCCCUGGCUUGGCUUCCCAGAGCCUUGGACUGCCGCCCCAGCGAUCCGGAGGCCUUUUCUGGAAGAACCUUAGCCAAAGGCCCAGCCCCACCUGGACGGAAGAACAGUACACCCCACCCCUGCUGAGAGCCACUGGAUGCUCCCAGCCUGGCCUGUACACCCUGGAGGGGCUCCCACCACCAGAGGUGCUUUGCAGAAGAAAGAGAAGGAGACCACGUUUGGCAGGAAUGCAGCAGGGACCUGCGGGCAUCCCAGCCCGGGUGAAGGCAGUCACUUAUCACCUGGAGGAUCUAAGGAGGCGACAGAGACUCAUCAAUGAACAGAAGAAGGCCCAGUGGGGCAGCUCUGGGGCUGCAUCUGAGCCCCUGGCACUAGCCGAUGACCACCGUGGAGUCCCCAGUGCCACCGCAUACCGGGGUCCGGAAGAGGACAGGGCUGCCUAUCCACAGGAAGACGGCCACCCUCUCACGGCUGGCCGGCCCCAGCUGCUCUGGUCUCCCUGGAGCCCCCUGGGCCGCGGGGGGGGGUCUUGCCUCCCCAGGCGGCUGGGCUCCCUGGCCUCCUUCAGCGCUGUCACAGCCAGCAGGAAGCUCCUCUGCAAGCCCUGGGGGAUGGAGGUGCAGUCUGAGGAGUGAGGACGGACCCCAUGCCCCCGCUGCCGCCCGCUGCCCCCGCCCCGAGGGCCCCAGCCUGGUUGGCGGCCCUGGAGCCUCCCCCACUUGGGACAGCGAGGCGUGUCCCCCUCCUCAGCCUCUCCCAGCUGCCCCCACCCCCAGCACUGGGCGCUAACAGCCCCCUUGGCCUCCCUGGUCAACCCGCUCCUCGCGGGGCUCCCCGGGGCCGGCUGCCCACCGGCCCCCCCGCCCCGCCAGGCCCGAUCCCCGGCCUCCGUUCUGACAUUAAAAAGCAAGCAAGUCGAGCCCAGAGUGUCUUUCUGCCCGGGGAGCAGUGAUGGGGAGGCUCGUGGGGAGGGAGGGCGCCGUCCCCUCCUGC
Messenger RNA from Zalophus californianus (California sea lion), 1732 nucleotides. It is a transcript of the gene INCA1, whose product is annotated as inhibitor of CDK, cyclin A1 interacting protein 1. Gene Ontology annotation, biological process: negative regulation of cyclin-dependent protein serine/threonine kinase activity; negative regulation of cell population proliferation. Gene Ontology annotation, cellular component: cytoplasm. Lineage: Eukaryota; Metazoa; Chordata; Mammalia; Carnivora; Otariidae. The record is from RefSeq and is a predicted model, not a curated record. The transcript has 7 exons. Bases 634 to 1374 code for a protein of 246 amino acids. Gene Ontology annotation, molecular function: cyclin-dependent protein serine/threonine kinase inhibitor activity; cyclin binding.